Molecule: messenger RNA, 561 nt
Organism: Blastocystis hominis
Lineage: Eukaryota; Bigyra; Opalinata; Blastocystidae
Exons: 2
Coding region: 1-561 (186 amino acids)
Biological process (GO): protein peptidyl-prolyl isomerization
Cellular component (GO): catalytic step 2 spliceosome
Molecular function (GO): peptidyl-prolyl cis-trans isomerase activity
Source: RefSeq, a predicted model, not a curated record
AUGGCGUAUGUCUACAAUGUUGAGCCGAACACCAAUGGAAAGGUGGUGCUUCACACAUCUCACGGAGACAUAGAUAUCGAGUUGUGGAGUGAUCAAGCCCCUGUGACUUGUCGGAACUUUGUUCAGUUAUGCUUGGAGGGUUACUAUGAUAACACUAUCUUCCAUCGUAUUAUUAAGAACAUGAUGAUCCAGGGUGGCGAUCCGACCGGAACUGGACAAGGCGGUGAAUCGAUUUAUGACAAGGCGUUCAAGGACGAGUUUAAUCCUCGUUUGAAGUUCAGUCACCGUGGAAUCGUCGCUAUGGCGAACGAAAACCGUCCAGAUACAAAUCACAGCCAAUUCUUCAUCACUUUAGAAGCCACGGAUUGGCUUGCAGGGAAGAAUACAAUUUUUGGCAAGGUCACAGGCAACACAAUCUUUAACGUGCUAAAAAUGGGCGAGUUAGCGACGGAUUCCAAUGAUCGUCCUCAUUACCCUCCGAUAAUUAAAUCCGUGUCUGUAAUAACGAAUCCAUUUCCGGAUAUCGUUCCAAGGCAUCCAUUCGUGUUGUUUGUAAUCUAG